GACUGACAAAAUCUGUUUCUGCACGGAAUGUUUUUUGUUGAUGCACGCGUUGCUGCGGUCUGCUUUCUGUCGGCUUGUUUCGAAAAAAAAGCGGAAAGGUUUCAACUGGACUCAAUGGUUUCGUAGUUUUCGUUUUUUGUUUUGGUAAAAUGGUUGACUGGAGUCCGAUAGCGAAGGUGUUCGACCCGCUGAAAGCUGGCAGCAUCGACAGCACGGACGUGGAGCCCCAUGACCGGGCGGUGUGGAGGGCUAUGGGGGCCCGAUAUAAACCCAACAAAGGUGUUGUUGGGGACCCGCUGCUCACCCUGUUUGUGGCUCGUCUAAACCCGCAGACAACAGAAGACAAACUGCACCAAGUGUUCUCAAAGUAUGGAGACAUCCAGAGAGUGCGACUGGUCCGGGACAUCGUCACAGGCUUCUCCAAAGGGUAUGCCUUCAUUGAGUAUAAGGAGGAGCGGUCCAUCGUCCGAGCCCGCCGGGACGCCAACAAGCUGGUGGUUGACCAGCAUGAAGUGUUUGUGGAUUAUGAACAGGAGAGGACCCUCAAGGGGUGGGUCCCUCGGAGGCUCGGCGGCGGACAGGGAGGGAAGAAAGAGUCCGGACAGCUGCGGUUCGGCGGCCGGGACAGGCCUUUCCGCAAACCCAUUAACCUCGGGGUGGGUCCGGUGCAGGAGUGGGGAGGCGGAGGCGGAGGCGGAGGUGGAGGUGGAGGUGGAGGGAGGGAGUGGGACAGACAAGAGGGCAGAGACAGGGAGGAUCGGGACCGACACAGAGAGGCCGAGUGGGGCGGCAGAGGGAGGAGAGACGACCGGGACAGAGGCAGAGAGAGGGAGGACCGCAGACAGCGGGACCGGAGCAGGCACCGGGAGAGGAGAUAAUAACAUGAGAAUAAUCUCAUCUGCUUUAGAAGAAAACUGUGAAACAUUGAAUCCAUUUUUUUUUGUAUUAUAUCUUUGCUUGAAUACAGUUUAUAACUUCUGUACAUUUUAUUUUAAAUCGCUGUUACUACAACUUAUUUAUUUUUACUUUUACUUUUUUUUGUACUUUUCUACUCUUUUUUUUUUUUCUUACAACGCUAGUCUAUUUUAUAUAUAAUUUUUUUACUUUUUUUUGUAGAAGCUGACUCAGGGAGAAACGCACAAGAAUUCCAAUGUACCUGUAUUGUCCUGUACCUGUGCAAAUGGCAAUAAACAUCUAUUCUAAAUCAUCUGGCUGUCUCGGUUUAAAACCAAGUGGAGCAAAUAAUGAGUGUAUAAGUGGACUGAAUGCAGGGGGCUGGCUAUGGAAAGUUGAGCUUUUCAGUUAUUGCUUUCUCGUGAUAUAUAUCCUCUAUGUGGAUAAUGACAAGUUUUAUUGUUUGAUUUUAAGAGACUGUGUUGAGGAGUUAACCUGAAGUGUCGCUUUCAUCUUGUAAUGUUGUGAUUUCUCUGGGAGUUUUUACCUAUCACACUCCUAUGUUGUGUACAUUUAGCAGUCAAUAUGUUACAAUAAAUUAUUUUAUCACGGUGAAUUUUUGUUUUAACCCUGAGACAGCAAAGUGCCUUUCAACAAGUGAAUUCAGCCGAAGAGACAGAGUGUCCUAAUUUUUGUUCUAAUAGCUUAAAUGCCUCCUAUAUUUUAAUAUUCAUUUUACACUGUUAAAGAGCAACAUGUUGGUUUUUUUUU
Molecule: messenger RNA, 1665 nt
Organism: Labrus mixtus (cuckoo wrasse)
Lineage: Eukaryota; Metazoa; Chordata; Actinopteri; Labriformes; Labridae
Gene: snrnp35
Product: small nuclear ribonucleoprotein 35 (U11/U12)
Exons: 1
Coding region: 150-878 (242 amino acids)
Biological process (GO): mRNA splicing, via spliceosome
Cellular component (GO): U12-type spliceosomal complex; precatalytic spliceosome
Molecular function (GO): snRNA binding; mRNA binding
Source: RefSeq, a predicted model, not a curated record